Daldinia vernicosa is the source of this 960-nucleotide messenger RNA. RefSeq names its product Pam17-domain-containing protein. Gene Ontology annotation, biological process: protein import into mitochondrial matrix. The coding region runs from base 94 to 825 and encodes 243 amino acids. NCBI's taxonomy places the organism in Eukaryota, Fungi, Ascomycota, Sordariomycetes, Xylariales, Hypoxylaceae. Gene Ontology annotation, cellular component: PAM complex, Tim23 associated import motor. The transcript is spliced from 2 exons. The record is from RefSeq and is a predicted model, not a curated record.
AGCUCUCGAGGUAACGACAAAAACUCUCCACUCCGACGCAUUUGAUGCAGCGUUGAAGAACAACUUUUACCACGGCACCCGACACCCGUUGAAAUGUUGACUUCCGCGACAACAGCAACGCGCCUUGGUGUUUUAGGCACUCGUGCCCUCAAAUUGCAGGUCGCAUUCGCAAGAGGGGCAACCUGCCAAUACUCCUCACUAGCAUCUCGACAAUGCACCACCAUCCGUAGUACCAAGUCGAUUCCUUCCAUCGCAACUCGAACAGUCACCAGAAAAUCUGCGCGCAGCAUACAGUUCCAAGCUGUUGCCCGCCGUCAUGCGUCCACUACAACCUCUGCGGCAGAAACCGCCUCGGAAUCUUCUACUCCAAAACUCGAUUGGAAUACCUUUUUCGCCCUGCGCAAAACGCGGCGUCGCGUCCAGAUUGCCAGUAGUGUCCUAACGAUGAUAAUAGGUGGAACGGCAGGUGCUAUCCUGCUUGUAAAUAUGGACAUGGACUGGCUGUUGACCAAGGUCCCAAUAGACCCGGUUUUUGCGCUGGGUAUAGUGGUUCUGAGCUUCGCGGGGCUAGGCUGGCUGGCUGGGCCGAGCGUAGGCAAUGCGCUGUUCUACACGUUCAAGAAGGGCGUCAAGAAGCCCAUGGCAAUUAAAGAGUCUGAGUUCUUUGCGCGCAUCAAGAAGAACCGAGUAGAUCCUAGCAACAGCUCGUUGAGUGGUAACGCCGUUCCGGAUUUCUACGGAGAGAAGAUCUCGAGCGUGGCAGGUUACAGACAAUGGUUAAAAGACCAAAGGGCAUUCAACAAGAAGCGAACAAGCUUCGUCUGAGGAGAAAGGUAGUCUCAGGGGAUCGGCCCCAUGCAAGGGAGAAAAUGCAUAGUCCACAUAGCCUGACAGGAUUACGAGUUUCUUAUCAUAUUAGUGAGAGAAUGUAUCUCAAAGUUCAGGUAAAAAGCAAAAGCU